Molecule: messenger RNA, 1083 nt
Organism: Beta vulgaris subsp. vulgaris (sugar beet)
Lineage: Eukaryota; Viridiplantae; Streptophyta; Magnoliopsida; Caryophyllales; Amaranthaceae
Exons: 10
Coding region: 193-795 (200 amino acids)
Biological process (GO): maturation of LSU-rRNA from tricistronic rRNA transcript (SSU-rRNA, 5.8S rRNA, LSU-rRNA)
Cellular component (GO): nucleolus
Molecular function (GO): RNA binding
Source: RefSeq, a predicted model, not a curated record
GAGUAAACCCUAAAGUCCUAAACUAAAACACCAAAGUCCAAAAGAUUCACGAAGCCACGCAGGGAGAGAGACUCCUCAGUCCUCACACAGUCACGCUACUUCGACUUCAUUCGCCGCCGAUUUCCUUCGACUUCGCCGCCGACGCGAGUCACGCUACAACGCCUCGCCACUCGCCAGAUUAGAGGCAGAAACAUGACGAAGAAGGGUCAGGAAAAAUCCAUUGAAACAAAUGCAGAUUUCUUGCCGUUAGAAGGCGGUCCGGCUCGUAAGCUACCUAAAGGAGAUGUUUCACAUGACAAAGCGACGGUGCUGUACGUUGGUAGGAUUCCACAUGGGUUCUACGAGGAUGAAAUGGAAGGUUUCUUUCAACAAUUUGGGACCAUUAAGAGGUUGAAGAUUGCUCGAAACAGGAAGACUGGAAAAGCUAAGCAUUACGGUUUUAUUGAAUUCGAGUAUCCAGAGGUUGCAAAAAUAGUUGCUGACUGUAUGCAUAAUUACCUGUUGCUUGAGCACAUGCUGCAAGUACAGUUGAUUCCUGCAGAGCGUGUACAUCCUAAAUUAUGGAAAGGUGUAAAUCGUAGGCAGAAAGUGCCGGUUGACUUUGUUCAAAUAGAGAGGCUGAAGCAUAAUAAGGAUAGAUCACUGGAGGAGCAAAGGAAAAUGCUGAAAUCAAUUCUGAAGCGGGACAAAAAACGAAGAAGUAAAAUUCAAGCUGCUGGAAUUGAUUAUGAAUGUCCUGAAAUUGAGGGUGCUAACCAGCCUGUGCCAAAGAAGAUCAGGUUUGAUGAUAGCUAGUCAUUUCAAAUCAUACAGUUUUAUCUUGUAAGCGGGUAAAUGGGUGGCAGAGAAAUGAAUAUCGAUGAAGUUAGCGUCAAAGAUUGGAAGCAUUCUGGUGUUACUAAGGAUGAGAAACAUUUUGAAACAGUAAAAACAUGUAUUAGCAGCUUAUUCUAGCCAAUAUUCGCACACCUGUAGUAAUGACAAGUGGGGUUUAUCGAUAGUUUCUGUUGUAGGCUUAAUUUAUGCUACCAUAGCUUAUGUAUUUUUGUUUCUUUUCUAUGCAAAUUUAUGAGUUUUGUUUCA